Messenger RNA from Prunus persica (peach), 1354 nucleotides. RefSeq lists its product as uncharacterized. Bases 366 to 1028 code for a protein of 220 amino acids. The transcript has a single exon. The record is from RefSeq and is a predicted model, not a curated record. Lineage: Eukaryota; Viridiplantae; Streptophyta; Magnoliopsida; Rosales; Rosaceae.
AGUUAUUUUAGGACCCCAACUUUCCACCCACCAUAAAGCUUUCUGGACUUCUAGGAACCCCAAUGCCCAUUUCCAUUGAAUGAUCGUAUUCAAUUCUGACAAUGCUAGCUGCAGGACCAAACUGCACCCAAAGAUGCAAACAGUCGCAUGAGAUUUCGUACCCUUUACUUUGGAAAAAUAUAAAGACAACUAUACAAAAGAUUAAAACGACAAAAACCAAAUUUGCUAUCGAUGUAGCGUGGAACUUUCUUUUCCCACAUAUUUCCAAAAACCCCCCUAUGUGUCCAUUCAUUUUCCAAGCUAUUAACUUACACCCCUUAUCCCCUAUUAUUACUCUAUAAAGUCGUAAACUCAAAACAUUCAUCAUGGAGAGAAGAAAGAGUAGGAGAAGCUGCAAUGAUGAAUUGGCAUUAGUAAAGGCAGCUGCAUGGGCAUGGUUUCAACAUGGAUCCGGGACCGACGGCAAACCAGUUAUGCCGGAAUUUGAUGUCAGAAGGACUUGUCAUGCUCCUUAUAAACCAUCCAGGUACAAGCUAGAAGCUAUGUUGAUUUCUAAUAUUAAUAAACAAGGCAUGGAAUUUGAAGGGUUGAAAUCACUAAGUGUUGUUGAGAGUAUCUCUGAUCAUUCGCUUCUUGAUACAUAUGAAAUUGAGAGUAUUUCCCGGAAAUUGGAUCAACUUAUAGAGUCUAGUGGUGAAGGCAAACUGUCUAAGGGGUUCCUAGCUGGAGAUGUUCUUGGUAGAAACAAGGCCAAACCGGGAGGCAGAGGCUCAAACUCUGACCUUGAGUGCGGAGAUAAAUGUUCGCUACCACUCAAGUUACAAGCUUCUAAUCUUGUUGAAGAUAAUCGUCGACAAGGAAGAAGUGAGUCACUAAUGGAUGGUAAAACAAAUGGGAGGAAGAACAAGAACAAGAACUUUACAGGGUUUUGGAAUAGGCAUGCAGCAAUAUGUGGCAGAAGUGAUGAUGUUCUAAACACAAAAGCUUUCGUGGUUAGUCGUCGCCGGCCGCGGGAAAAGGGUGUAUAGUAUUAUUAGUACCGGUGGUUAAGGUGGCCAACUGUCGGCCACGGGCCACGCAGGCCUCGUGAUCAAUUGGAACAUUAAGUUUUUUCUUUGCUUUGGUCGUUGGCUGUGUAAUACUUUGUCUACAGUUAGCUCAACUGUCCUUGAAUGCUUCACUUAGUUUUACUAGUUGUCAAGUUUCAACAUAUAAAAUACAAACGCAACCGAUAUCCAAUUUUUUGAAGUAUUUGUCCCUAGUAGAUGAGGUUUCCAAAGUGUUUAUGAUCGCUGCAAUUUUGUAUUUGAGGAUCCCUAAAUUAAAGAUAUAUAUAUUUCUAAUUUGAGGGACA